GGGAAAAUUUGUGUGUAAGUUGUGUAUGAUAUAAAUACGAGUAACAUAGUCGAUUUUAAUUCAGUACCUGUUUUGGUCUCUUUCCUAUUUUUUGAGUGCUUUCGGUUAAAAUGCGAAUGAUCUUAAUUUCUUGCUGUGUUGCCUUAUUGGUGGCAACAGCUUCAUGUGAAGAAGCCAAAAAAGAAACAGAGAAAUUGCAAGAAGAGUCACAAAACAUCGAGAAACGUGGAAUUUACGGAUCUUUCGGUGGAUCAUAUGGAGGUGGUUCAGAUCAUGGAUGGUCAUCAGGUGGUGGCGGUGGACAUCAUGAACAUAUUAAAACUGUCACAAUUGAAAAGAAAUAUCCAGUUCCAUACGAAGUUGUGAAGAAAAUCCCAUACACAGUUGAAAAAAAAAUUCCAGUUGAAGUGAAGGUUUCCGUUCCACAACCAUACGAUGUCAUCAAGAAAUAUCCAGUCACUGUGAAAGAAGUUCAAAAAUACACAGUUGAGGUGCCAAAGCCUUACGAAGUCAUUAAGAAAGUUCCUUAUGAAGUGAAGGUACCUGUCGAAAAACCAUACCCCGUCAAAGUGUUCGUCCCAGAACCUUAUGAAGUCAUCAAGAAGGUCCCAUACACUGUUGAAAAAUACGUUCCACAACCAUACGAAGUCAUCAAGAAGGUCCCUUAUGAAGUUAAGAAAACCGUCGAAGUUCCAAAGCCUUACGAGGUCAUCAAGAAAGUUCCAUAUGAAGUGAAAGUACCAGUUGACAGACCAUACCCCGUUGAAGUUCCAAAACCUUAUCCAGUCUGGAAGGAAGUCAAGGUCCCAUACACAGUUGAAAAGAAGAUCCCUUAUGAAGUGAAGAUCCCAGUUGACAAGCCUUACACUGUUGAAGUUGAAAAGAAGGUCGAAGUUAAGGUUCCUUAUCCAGUUCCCCAACCUUACGAAGUCAUCAAGAAAGUUCCUUAUAUCGUCGAAAAGCCUUCACCUUAUGAAGUCAAAGUCCCAAUUGAUCGUCCACAUAUUGUCCACAAAGAAGUGAAAUUCCCAGUUCACAAGGAAAUCCCAACACCUGUCCAUGUCCCAGUCUCCCCACCCCAACACCAUCACCAUGAACAAUCCCAUUAUGAGGCUCCCCACAGUUCUUAUGAACAAUCCCACUCGUCAUAUGAACAUCAUUAUUAAAUAAUUAUUAAUUCGUUCGUUCGUCGUAAAGGCUUGAAAGAAUUAAGAAUGUCACCAACCAAAAAUGAAGCUUAUCCUUUCCCCCAAAUUCCUACGAUCAAAACAAUGUUUGUUACAUCACAAAUGUGACCUUUUUACGCUAUGCCCUCAGAAACUAAUUUCCAUCCAUCAAUCCAAACGUCUUGAAAAAUCAUGCUGAAUAAUUACAAAAUGGAAAUCUCCUCUUAAAUGUGAUGCUACUGUAAUUAUAAGAAAAUGUAAUUUUUUGGAAAUGAUUAACAAGCAGUUUGAUAAUAUUAUUUAAAACCUUCACAUCCUUAUCUUGAGUGAAAUGAAAUUUUCACACAAAAUCCUAGCAUUUCUAUGAAAUUAUUGAAAUUGAUUGUAAAACUGAUCUUUUCAUGAAGAACGAAAAGCGAGAAGAUAAAAGAAAAUCGAAACUAAAAAAAUAAAAACUAUUUACGUCUUUGAUUUUAAAAACCUUAAAAAA
Clunio marinus is the source of this 1656-nucleotide messenger RNA. Lineage: Eukaryota; Metazoa; Arthropoda; Insecta; Diptera; Chironomidae. The record is from the annotation of a GenBank genome assembly.